This is a messenger RNA of Myotis brandtii (Brandt's bat), 4387 nucleotides long. RefSeq names its product cell division cycle and apoptosis regulator 1 (gene CCAR1). The record is from RefSeq and is a predicted model, not a curated record. NCBI's taxonomy places the organism in Eukaryota, Metazoa, Chordata, Mammalia, Chiroptera, Vespertilionidae. Gene Ontology annotation, cellular component: nucleus. Gene Ontology annotation, biological process: regulation of DNA-templated transcription. Bases 51 to 4091 code for a protein of 1346 amino acids. The transcript has 26 exons.
AUCGCUGCUAUAGAAGACAAGCGGGCGAAGGUUUCCCCCCGGCUCUCGUCAUGGCUCAGUUUGGAGGACAGAAGAAUCCGCCAUGGGCCACUCAGUUUACAGCCACUGCGGUGUCUCAGCCAGCUGCAUUGGGUGUUCAGCAGCCAUCACUCCUUGGAGCAUCUCCUACCAUUUAUACACAGCAAACUGCAUUGGCGGCAGCAGGCCUUACCACGCAAACCCCAGCAAACUAUCAGUUAACUCAAACUGCAGCAUUGCAGCAACAAGCCGCAGCUGCAGCAGCUGCAUUGCAACAGCAAUAUUCACAACCUCAGCAGGCCUUGUAUAGUGUGCAACAACAGAUCUGUGUCUCUGAACCUGGUCUCCGGAGUCGUGCAUGCAAGCGCCCCAGCGCGUUGGGCUCCGUCGUCCUCACCCCCGAGGGACCCCCUGUUCCAUCUGGCACCUCGAACAGGGACCCCGGCACAUCGGGACGGAAGGUGAGAAAAAUCCCGUGUGGAUUCCUGCCCGUAACAUCAAACCCUGCACCACCAGCGGUGAGCCAUAGACCACCAUCACCAUCACCCCCGGUAGAGGAAAGGGAGGACCUGACCAUAGAGGACAACCAGCCCCGGCGGCGGAGACGACCAAGACACCGACGGGCCCACAACAUUACCUGGGGAGACAUCAAGAAUCUACAGGACCAAGCUGCACGCAUGGCACCAGAAGGCAAUCCGUCGGCAGGGACAUUAUUCCUAUUAAUGUGUGCCAUCAUAACAGCGAACUCUCAGGCGAGAGCACAACAUGUAUGGGCGGCCAUACCUCAUCCAGGGGUGCUCAUGCCUGUCAGCGCCGACAGCCUACAAUUCCCUGCCGUCCGAGUGUCUAACUGCUCUGUGGGCUUACCCUGUGACAGAGUAGAACCGGUCUCAUUGCCAUGGAACGGGACGUUGCAGCAACCUCAGCAGACCCUUUUAACACAGCCAGCUGUUGCACUGCCUACAAGUCUUAGCCUGUCUACGCCUCAGCCUGCAGCACAGAUAACUGUAUCAUAUCCAACACCAAGAUCCAGUCAGCAACAAACCCAACCUCAGAAACAGCGUGUUUUUACAGGAGUAGUCACAAAACUACACGAUACAUUUGGGUUUGUGGAUGAAGAUGUAUUCUUUCAGCUUAGUGCUGUCAAAGGGAAAACCCCUCAAGUGGGUGACAGAGUUUUGGUUGAAGCUACAUAUAAUCCUAAUAUGCCAUUUAAAUGGAAUGCACAAAGAAUUCAAACACUACCAAAUCAGAAUCAGUCCCAAACCCAACCUUUACUGAAGACUCCUCCUGCUGUACUUCAGCCAAUUGCACCACAGACAACAUUUGGUGUUCAGGCUCAGCCCCAGCCUCAGUCACUGCUACAGGCACAGAUUUCAGCAGCUUCUAUUACACCACUGUUGCAGACUCAACCACAGCCUUUAUUACAGCAGCCACAGCAGAAAGCUGGCUUAUUGCAGCCUCCUGUUCGUAUAGUUUCACAGCCACAACCAGCACGAAGGUUAGAUCCACCAUCCAGAUUUUCAGGAAGGAAUGACAGAGGGGAUCAAGUGCCUAACAGAAAAGAUGAUCGAAGUCGUGAAAGGGAGAGAGAUAGACGCAGAUCCAGAGAAAGGUCUCCUCAGAGAAAACGUUCCCGGGAGAGAUCGCCUCGAAGAGAGAGAGAACGCUCGCCUCGGAGAGUUCGCCGUGUUGUCCCACGUUACACAGUUCAGUUUUCAAAGUUUUCUUUAGAUUGUCCUAGUUGUGACAUGAUGGAACUAAGGCGCCGUUAUCAGAAUUUAUAUAUACCUAGUGACUUUUUUGAUGCUCAGUUUACAUGGGUGGAUGCUUUCCCUUUGUCAAGACCAUUUCAACUGGGAAAUUACUGCAAUUUUUAUGUAAUGCACAGAGAAGUAGAGUCCUUAGAAAAAAAUAUGGCCAUUCUUGAUCCACCAGAUGCCGACCACUUAUACAGUGCAAAGGUAAUGCUGAUGGCCAGCCCUAGUAUGGAAGAUUUGUAUCAUAAGUCCUGUGCUCUAGCUGAAGACCCACAAGAACUUCGAGAUGGAUUUCAACAUCCUGCUAGACUUGUUAAGUUUUUAGUGGGCAUGAAAGGCAAGGAUGAAGCCAUGGCCAUUGGAGGCCACUGGUCUCCUUCGUUGGAUGGACCAGACCCAGAAAAAGAUCCCUCUGUGUUGAUUAAGACUGCUAUUCGUUGUUGUAAGGCUCUGACAGGCAUUGAUCUAAGUGUGUGCACACAAUGGUACCGUUUUGCAGAGAUUCGCUACCAUCGCCCUGAGGAGACCCACAAGGGGCGUACAGUUCCAGCUCAUGUGGAGACAGUGGUUUUAUUUUUCCCGGAUGUUUGGCAUUGCCUUCCCACCCGCUCAGAGUGGGAAACCCUCUCCCGAGGAUACAAGCAGCAGCUGGUGGAGAAGCUUCAGGGUGAACGCAAGGAGGCUGAUGGAGAACAGGAUGAAGAAGAGAAGGAUGAUGGUGAAGCUAAAGAAAUUUCUACUCCUACCCAUUGGUCUAAACUUGACCCAAAGACAAUGAAGGUAAAUGAUCUUCGAAAAGAAUUAGAAAGUCGAACGCUUAGCUCCAAAGGGUUAAAAUCCCAGUUAAUAGCCCGAUUGACAAAGCAACUUAAAGUAGAAGAGCAAAAAGAAGAACAAAAGGAAUUAGAGAAAUCUGAAAAAGAAGAUGAAGAGGAGGAUGAUAGGAAAUCUGAAGAUGAUAAAGAGGAAGAAGAAAGAAAACGUCAAGAGGAAAUGGAACGCCAGCGUCGGGAAAGAAGAUAUAUUUUGCCUGAUGAACCAGCCAUUAUUGUACAUCCAAAUUGGGCUGCAAAAAGUGGCAAGUUUGAUUGUAGCAUCAUGUCUCUGAGCGUACUUUUGGACUACAGAUUAGAAGAUAAUAAAGAACAUUCAUUUGAGGUUUCAUUAUUUGCAGAACUUUUCAAUGAAAUGCUUCAAAGAGAUUUUGGUGUCAGAAUAUACAAAUCAUUAUUAUCUCUUCCUGAGAAAGAGGACAAAAAAGAAAAGGAAAAGAAAAGCAAAAGAGAUGAGAGAAAAGAUAAAAAAGAAGAAAGAGAUGAUGAAAUUGAUGAGCCAAAACCCAAACUAAGAAAAUUGGGGGAUGAUAAAGAUAAGAAAGAAGAUAGAGAUGAAAAGAAGAAAGAAGAUAAAAGAAAAGAUGAUUCUAAAGAUGAUGAUGAAACUGAAGAAGAUAAUAAUCAAGAUGAAUAUGAUCCAAUGGAAGCAGAAGAAGCUGAGGAUGAAGAAGAUGAUCGGGAUGAGGAAGAAAUAAACAAACGAGAUGACAAAAGAGAUAUCAACAGGUACUGCAAGGAGAGACCCUCUAAAGAUAAGGAAAAAGAAAAGACUCAGAUGAUCACAGUUAACAGGGAUCUGUUAAUGGCAUUUGUUUAUUUUGAUCAAAGUCAUUGUGGUUAUCUUCUUGAAAAGGAUUUGGAAGAAAUACUUUAUACUCUUGGACUACAUCUUUCUCGGGCUCAGGUAAAGAAGCUUCUUAAUAAAGUAGUACUCCGUGAAUCUUGCUUUUAUCGGAAAUUAACAGAUACCUCAAAAGAUGAAGAAAACCAUGAGGAGUGUGAAGCACUGCAAGAAGAUAUGCUAGGAAACAGGUUAUUACUUCCAACACCAACAGUAAAACAGGAAUCAAAGGAUGUGGAAGAAAAUGUUGGCCUUAUUGUUUACAAUGGUGCAAUGGUAGAUGUAGGAAGCCUGUUGCAAAAAUUGGAAAAGAGUGAAAAAGUAAGAGCUGAAGUAGAGCAGAAGCUACAGUUACUAGAAGAAAAAACAGAUGAAGAUGAAAAAACCAUAUUAAAUUUGGAGAAUUCCAACAAAAGCCUCUCUGGUGAACUCAGAGAAGUUAAAAAGGACCUGAGUCAGUUACAAGAUAACUUAAAGAUUUCAGAAAAUAUGAAUUUGCAAUUUGAAAACCAACUGAAUAAGACAAUCAGAAACUUAUCCACAGUAAUGGAUGAAAUCCACACUGUUCUCAACAAGGAUAAUGUGAAGAGUGAAGAUAAAGAUCAGAAAUCCAAGGAAAAUGGUGCAAGUGUAUGAUAAUACAUGUAGUGACGAAGGAAUGGUGUUAAAUAAUGUAAUAUAAAAAAUCAUGAUACAAGAAUGUUUGGAAGUGAUGCAUGUUUGAUUUUAGUAGUAUAAAUAUCUGUUAGUACAAACGAUGUAUAAAGUUUUAUGAAUGUGAGAGUCUGCUUUUGAAAAUUGCUUGUAAUUCCUGGCAUUCAAAUUAUUAAACACUCCUUGAGUGAAAUAAUUUUGCAUUGCAAAAUGUUUUAGGAUCAACUUUGUUAUAGUUUUAACACCAAUAAACUUCAUCAGUUUAAUUGACAGUAGAA